Zychaea mexicana is the source of this 1538-nucleotide messenger RNA. RefSeq names its product major facilitator superfamily domain-containing protein. The transcript has 6 exons. Gene Ontology annotation, biological process: transmembrane transport. NCBI's taxonomy places the organism in Eukaryota, Fungi, Mucoromycota, Mucoromycetes, Mucorales, Lichtheimiaceae. The record is from RefSeq and is a predicted model, not a curated record. Bases 25 to 1449 code for a protein of 474 amino acids. Gene Ontology annotation, molecular function: transmembrane transporter activity.
UAUAGCAGUAAUAGAAGCAAUGAUAUGGCAAGCCAGCAUGUAAAACUUUCGCUGGCUCGAAAAAGGUUGAUCGUUUUACUGGCAUCUAUUGCUGCAUUCUUUGCUCCGUUCUCUGCAAACAGCUAUUUUCCUGCAAUGGGUAAUAUCGAAAAGGAUCUUUCCGUAACAUCUCAACAAGUAAACUUGUCGGUUACCGUGUUUAUGAUAUUUCAAGCGAUAUCACCAUCUUUCUGGAGCUCGCUAGCUGACAGCCACGGUCGUCGACCUAUAUACCUGUAUACAUUGUUUAUUUACAUUCUCGCCUGCAUCGGUGUGGCGCUUUGUCAAAGCUACUGGUGGCUAUUGACACUUCGGAUGCUACAGGCCUUUGGAGCAAGUUCUGUUAUAGCGAUUGGUGCGGGCACCAUAUCGGAUAUAACAUCACCUGCAGAGCGUGGCGGCUAUUUUGGAUGGUUUUCACUUGGAUGGAAUCUUGGUCCACUGGUUGGACCAGCCAUUGGUGGCUUCUUGUCAGAAUUCAUGGGCUGGCGCUGGAUUUUUUGGAUUUCAGCAGCUGCUUGCACCGUCCAUUGGAUUAUCCUUGGUUUAAUUCUGCCAGAGACUUUACGCACGCUUGUCGGUAACGAUGGAUCAGGAUACGCUAAUCCAACGCCGUCGCAGUGGUGGGACCGUCGAAAGCAACAAUUUGACGGCAAGCACGACGACGAGGAAAACGAGAAAAAACCAGAACAGAAGAUCUCGUUCAAAACUAUAUUGGCCAUGCCAUUCCAAUCACUUAUAUAUGCCAAGGAAAAGGAUAUCCUCGCGCUACUGAUUAUCUACAGCACACAGUAUGCAGCCUGCUAUGCCAUCACGACCUCUUUACCCUAUCUGUUUACACGAUUAUAUAGACUCACCGAGAGUCAGGUUGGCGCCUCGUACCUUGCGAACGGACUCGGUUGUAUUGUUGGUGCCAUGUUUCAGGGCAAGAUGUUGAAUCGAAAUUAUCAGAAAAUGCAGCAGCAAAUUGGUCCCGUGGUAGAUGAAUUGAGUGACGAGUUGCCCAUCGAACAUGCACGUCUGCGGAUGUCCUGGCUUCAUGCUGUCAUAUCAAAUCUGAUAAUUGCUUGCUAUGGAUGGUGUCUCUAUUUAAAAGCGCAUUUAGCCAUUGUUCUCGGACUACACUUUGUUUUGGGAUUUACAUCGCAAGUUAUAUUUAAUGCCGUACAAACAUUGUUGGUGGACCUGUUCCCAGACAGGUCCGCGUCAGUGACAGCUACGAACAAUGUUUUCCGCUGCUUGUUUGGAGCUCUUGCAACAACGCUAGUCCUUCCUACGAUCCAAUUGAUAGGCGUUGGCUGGACGUUUACCUUGAUAUCGGCGAUUUUGUUAGUGUCAAGGAUCGCAUUAUACCUUGAAGUCAAGCGAGGAGCUUUGUGGCGCCGUGAAAGGAUAGAACGAGCCCUCUAAAUAUUGAAGGCAUACAACUACGUAUCUAGCCGCCCUUUUUUGUGUAUGUGUAUCUAGUAGGAAAGAGACCUUUUUCUCUUUAUAGUGUG